Messenger RNA from Egretta garzetta (little egret), 1159 nucleotides. It is a transcript of the gene LYRM2, whose product is annotated as LYR motif containing 2. The record is from RefSeq and is a predicted model, not a curated record. The transcript is spliced from 4 exons. Bases 1 to 375 code for a protein of 124 amino acids. Gene Ontology annotation, cellular component: mitochondrion. NCBI's taxonomy places the organism in Eukaryota, Metazoa, Chordata, Aves, Pelecaniformes, Ardeidae.
AUGGCAGCAAGUGGCAAGACCCGGAGUUUUGGAAGAAAGAAAACAGAAGGGGAACCUGAAGAGAGAGCCCCCCACCCUCUGGUUGCUCUGGCACAGUCGCUGGUGCCUCUGGCCUCCCGCAGCCCCCCGGGCACCGGCUGGAGGGCUCGGUUCUGCCACGGGCGGCAGCAGGUGCUUCAGUUGUACAGGCAGAUCCUGCGGGCUCUUCGCGACGGCCCCGCCGACGCCGAUCGCCGCUACUUAAAGGACUGGGCCAGGGAGGAAUUCAGAAGAAAUAAAGACGCGACGGAAGAGGAUGCCAUCAGGAUGAUGAUUACCCAAGGCAACAUGCAACUUCGGGAACUUCAAAAAACACUGAAGCUGGCAAAAUCCUGAUCUUAAUUUUGAUGCUAGCCGGACUUUUCACCUGCUGCAAACAAGCACAGUAUUUUUUCCCGAACGUGGUUAUAGCAGCAGCCUUUGCUGGCACCCUGGUAAUGUCUGAAGGUGGAAUCUGCCACAGUGGGGUUUUGGGGGUUUUUUUGCCUUUCCCCUUCCCCUUCUCGGUUUGGUUACCCUCCCACGUGGAAAUCACUCGGACACAAGGGACUUUAAAGAACUGAAUGGAUGAUGUAGCAUGUGCUGUGGGAAAAGCAGGAAGCACCAAAAAUUACACCACCAGUGUUGUGCCUGGGAAAUGGAAAAUAAAUACAAGCCGGGUUAUUAUUUUGUCUGUUUUCUGUUGUGAAAACUCCCAAGUGGUAACAUUGAUAGUGGUGACAGCUCUUCCUGUACUAUGCCAAGGAUUUUUACCAACACUUGGGAUUAAAAAAGCAUUUGGGAUAAAUAAAUGGGCCCAAAACAAAUAAACAUGAUAAAACAUUAAGAAAAUAUUUUGUGUCUAGACACUCAUUUUCAGUUACAGCUGAAUAAAACUUAAAAGGGGAGGUCUUUCCAUAUGAAAGCGAGAGAUUUUAGCCCCAGAAAGAGUUAUUACCAAAUUAACAGGUACCUUCAAGUUAGUAUUUAAAAGUCAAUAUAAAGUAGGAUUACAAAGAGAAGCUACUGCAGUCUGGUUUGCCAAAUGUCGUAUUACCUGACUUUGAAUUGUUAGCCUGCCUCUGCUCUUGCCUCCCUGUGAAUUGCAGAGGGAUUUGGGGGUUUGGUUGGUGGUUGGUUU